CCAGAGAGGGUCUUCUUGGUGGAAUGUAAUAGAGAUCUUCAUCUUCAUCUUCCCCCGGCUGCUCUUCAAUGGGCAGGCUCUCCAUGCUGGCUGAAUUAUCUUCAUUAAGAAAACUGCCUGCUGUGCAUUUUUCUGAGGAGCUGAGGUGGACAGCCCGGGUAGUGUUUAUCUUUUGUCAAGACAAACUUCUACCAUGGCACUCGUGAUGGAGCCAGUAAGCAAGUGGAGCUCAUCUCAAGUAGUCGACUGGAUGAAAGGUUUGGACGAUUGUCUGCAGCAGUACAUAAAGAACUUUGAGAGAGAAAACGUGGGGGGAGACCAGCUGCUGCGGAUCACCCAUCAGGAGCUGGAGGACCUGGGUGUGUCUCGGAUCGGACACCAGGAGCUCAUUCUUGAAGCUGUCGAUCUACUUUGUGCUCUGAACUAUGGCCUGGAGACUGAGAACCUAAAGACUCUUUCUCAUAAACUGAAUGCAUCUGCAAAGAACCUGCAGAACUUUAUCACUGGGAGGCGCCGCAGCGGACACUAUGACGGCAGAGCUACACGAAAACUGCCUAAUGACUUCUUGACGUCAGUAGUGGACCUCAUCGCUGCAGCCAAGAGCCUCCUGGCCUGGCUCGACAGGUGCUCUUUCUUUUUCAGAUCUCCGUUUGCAGCAGUGGCUGAUUACUCUGUCACCAGAAAUAACGUCAUCCAGUUGUGUCUUGAACUGACCACAAUUGUACAACAGGACUGCUCCGUCUAUGAGACCGAGAACAAAAUCCUUAAUGUGUGUAAAACCCUGUCUGAAGUCUGCGACCACAUCAUCUCACUUUCAUCUGAUCCAAUGGUGUCUCAGGCGGCACAUUUAGAAGUGGUGCAGCUUGCCAACAUCAAAUCCACUGAAGGACUGGGCAUGUACAUAAAGUCAACAUAUGACGGGCUGCAUGUGAUCACAGGCACAACAGAAGGGUCCUUGGCUGACCGCUGUAAGAAGAUCCAUGCGGGAGAUGAAGUCAUUCAAGUCAAUCAUCAGACAGUGGUUGGCUGGCAAUUGAAGAACCUGGUGAACAUGUUACGUGGGGAUCCAGCCGGAGUUACCCUCACACUAAAGAAACGCCCUCAGAGCACACUCACAUCAACACCUGCUCUGCUGAAAAACAUGAGAUGGAAACCACUGGCACUGCAAAGCCCAGGCAGCAGUGUGGUUACGCCCACCAGCACUUUGAGCACAUCGUCCAGAAGGGGAAGCUGCGCCCUUCAAGACCUCUACAUCCCGCCUCCGCCGAGCGAGCCUUACACGCCCAGGGAGGACAAGGGGAACUUGUCUGGAGAGGACACGCAGUCGGACAGUAACGUGGCGAAAGGCUCUGAGUCGCCAAACACAUACCUGGACCAGGAGUGUCGGCAGCGCUUUCCUCUGGUGGAGGAGGACGCCAUUUUGUACUGCUAUGAGUACGACCAGAACCAGGGCUCUGUGUGCAGGGCCAGCACACCCACUUAUGGCAGGCUGAGGCCCAUCUCCAUGCCUCUAGAUUAUAACUGGGUCGGGGAUGGCGAGGACCUGGCCAAGCUGAAGAGAGAGAGCCGCAGAGAGAACUCCCUGCUGCAUUUCGCCAGUGAAGACAAAGGCCCCGGGGAGGAGUUCCUGUUGAGUCGCAGUUUGAGUCAGAACCGGAGGAAAGUGGAGAGAGGGAGCAGCCCCACUCAGUACACUCUAGUGCCCACCCUGGAAGUGUCGCGAUCCACCUCCAGCUCAGACUCCGCCUCCCUAUACCACGUGUUUGAUCGCUCCUCGCUGUUGUCUCGGUCAAAGAAGAAGAGUAAAGGGGGGAGUCCUAUGCCCUCUGUCAGUAAACGUCGCAUCUCCUGUCGGGAUCUAGGACAAGGUGACUGUGAGGGCUGGCUCUGGAAGAAGAAGGACGCCAAAACCUACUUUUCACAGAAAUGGAAGAAAUACUGGUUCAUUCUGAAAGGCACUUGUCUGUACUGGUACAUGAAUGAAGAGGAUGAGAAAGCUGAGGGUUUUGUUAGCCUCCCUGAAUUCAAGAUAGAAAGGGCAACUGAAUGCAGAAGAAAGUUCGCUUUCAAGGCUUGCCAUCCGAAGAUAAAGACUUUCUAUUUUGCAGCGGAUGAUGUAGAUGACAUGUCUCGGUGGCUCAGCAGGCUCAGUAUGGCAGUAGCAGGAUACUCGCAGGAGCAGGAGAAAAAUCGUCAGGACCAAGAUUACUGGAGUGAGAGCGACCAUGAUGACGUAGACUUGCCUCCGAUGCCCAAACAGGACAGUCCGCCUCCACCUUACGACACUUUUCCCAGAGCCGCUUCAGUGAGCCCGUACCUGGAGCCAAAGCGCGGACAUCUCUCCUCUUCAGACACGUUCCAGUCUCGCUCAUCUCAUGAAGACUAUCAUUCAGAGUCUCAAGAUGGGGGCAACAGUGGCUACUCCCCUGGGCAGAAGAGCGGCGCAGGGCACAGAAACUCCUGGCAGGACCCCUCUGGGAGCUCCUCCAGGAUCCAGUACCUCCAGACAUUCCCAACAGAAGAGUCCAUGAUGUCUGAGGACCGGGACCAGCUGUCAGAGUACCGCAGUCGCUCCACGCUGCCCAACCAGAGGAGCCUCCUGCAGGAACAGUACAGGGCACUGCCUCUGCCCCUCAGGACCAGCAUCGACUCGGACAUGGGGGGCAAACCUCGCAGCUUCACAUUGCCCCGGGACAGUGGCCUGCAUGCUAUUUUGGCUGCUGCUGCUGCCAGCGCAUCUGAACAGACCGAAACACAUAACUACCAGCUGGAGCGUCCCCGGGAAAUAGGGCGUCCUCGUGAGAGCAGGUUGCAGUCAGACUCUUUGGGGGACCUGUACCGCGCUCUGGAACAGUCGGGCCUGUCCACUUCAGCAGAACACAGAUCGGCCGGGCGACUGGAGUACAAACGCUCGUUUGUACGUAGGGUCAACGACCCACUUCUCAAUGACAAACUGCACCGUUUACGGGUCCUCCACAGUGCACUCAAGAAUGUCCCUGUCCAAGACACAAACCGCUCUAUGGGCUUUCUAGGCUGAAAUUAAGCGUCAUCAUCACCACCUCGGCUUGUGCCUGAGCUGCCAGCAUCUUACAGCAGUUUGUACAUCACUGAUUUUCUCCACUCUCAAUCUUCACCUUUAUGACUUUUCUUUCUCGGAGACACGUCGGAUUUUGAGAAGGAAAAUUGCACAAGACUAAAAGUUACUACAGCUAAAAGUUAGAUGCACAGUUUAUGACAAAGCACUUUGAGUUUGUUAUUUUGCUACAUGCAUGGCCACUUUCCCUCUCUUCUGUCCAGUGUGUGUGAAUAACGCUGAAGUUGUGUAUCAGGUUUUAUAGUUGUACACAACAUUUUGUCAUGCAUGUUUUGUGAGUAUGAGUGUGUUCUCAGAGUGUAGAGGUGUUACAUUCAAGGUGUUAUUGUAUAUUGAAUAUUACAUGUACAACAGCAACAUCUUGAGGUAUAAAUAUUUUUACUUGUAAAAUAAGUGCUGUGCCUCAUUGAUUGUGAAUGUACAUCGUAAUUUAUAAACAUGAUGCAGUUCGUGUUUGGAUAGCAGCUCCUCAAAGGCGGGCACAGACUAAAUGCUGGGCAACUAUGGACAGAACUGUAUUGCUCAAAAUAGCUGUAUAUUUUUGUAUGCAUGUAGUUAAUCUUAUUGUUUUUCUUUUUUGCAUUUAUAAGUGAAGCUACUGGUGAAUACAAAACAUACAAAAGCAUUAUGUUUCUAUGAAUUUGCUCCAGCAAUACUUUUGUAAAUGUUUAUGGAAAAUAAGAAAGAUGGACAUAUUUGUAUUUAUUGAGUGUUAAAUGUACAAGCAUGCUUUGUAUAAUUCAGACACAUUCCCCUGUCAGACUGACCUUGCACAAGUGCGCCAUACUGUAGCCAUGUACUUUUGUAUCUAAUAAAUGUGAAGUAUGGCCCAUUAAA
Boleophthalmus pectinirostris (great blue-spotted mudskipper) is the source of this 3931-nucleotide messenger RNA. Its product is annotated as connector enhancer of kinase suppressor of ras 2-like. Gene Ontology annotation, biological process: regulation of signal transduction. The coding region runs from base 194 to 3037 and encodes 947 amino acids. Gene Ontology annotation, molecular function: protein binding. Gene Ontology annotation, cellular component: membrane; cytoplasm. NCBI's taxonomy places the organism in Eukaryota, Metazoa, Chordata, Actinopteri, Gobiiformes, Gobiidae. The transcript is spliced from 23 exons. The record is from RefSeq and is a predicted model, not a curated record.